AUGUACACCGGCGUGUGUCCCAAGCAGCCGGUGGACCAAUGCCGGCUCCAGGACGGCAUCAAGUUCCUGCACGCCUACCAGCUGUGCCGAAAACCCGGCGCCGACGGCGCGCCCGACCCAACCGCCGACAUGGUCCGCAUGUCCAACCUGUACGGCAUCCAGAUCUCCUCUCAGCUGGCCGGCAAGGAGGCCACGGGCGCCUCAAAGACUGUCGGUGGCAUGUCCCGUGGCGCCCCAGAGGACGGUCUGAGGGCGCGGUCUCUCGCCAUCGGGCUGGAGGGGAUCCCGUCGGAGCGCCAGGCCACCGCCGCCGCGCUGCGCAACGUGUGCUCCGUGGCGUCCGGUGGCGAAUCGGACAUCUCGGCACGCGUCAAACAGGAACCAGUGGAGGAGGAGGAUGAUGAUGGUGAUGAAGCUCAGGGGGCGGAGUCUCAGGACAGCAGCCCCGGCUUCAGAGAGCGAGCUCUGGCGUUGGCGUUGCUUUGUCCGCGCUGCGGCGAGCGCUGCUCGUCUCCCGAGGACCUGCGGGAGCACCUGUUCAGCCACGCCCUCGACCACGCCCAGGACAACGCCGGCGCCGAGCAGCGGCCGACUGUUGGCGGCGCCGAGCAGCUGGACGCAGGCUGUCUGGAGGAGGCGCUGAGACAGAGCCAGGCGCUCGCCAACCAGCUGGCUGCCGAGCUGCGGAGGAGCAGAGGAGGGGGGGCAGGGGAGGGGGGCGUCGCCACGGCAACCGCUGGCACCACCGCUGGUGUGCUGCACUCUCGUAAACGUAAGAUCGCCUGCGCCGUGUGCAGCCUGCGCUUCUCGCACAAGAGCCAGCUGCAAGAGCACAUGUACAGCCACACGGGCAAGCCCGCACGCCAUCAGCGGUACAACCGCCUCUGCAGCCAGCUCUGCCACGCCUCGGCGCACUUCUGCGAGGCCGCCGUGGCGGCCGAGGGCGGGGCCUCGUCCGGCGGGGGCGGAGUCUGUGAGGACGCCAACAGAGACGCUCAGGACAACGGCAGCUCGUGUUACUCGCUGGACUCUGAAGUCUCCCAGGAGAGCGCCGACGGCGGCCCUGUGGAGUGA
Perca flavescens (yellow perch) is the source of this 1074-nucleotide messenger RNA. RefSeq names its product zinc finger and BTB domain-containing protein 25-like. The coding region runs from base 1 to 1074 and encodes 357 amino acids. The record is from RefSeq and is a predicted model, not a curated record. The transcript has a single exon. NCBI's taxonomy places the organism in Eukaryota, Metazoa, Chordata, Actinopteri, Perciformes, Percidae.